AACAGAGCUAACAAUUUUGACAGCCGUAAAGACGCACGUGUGAAAAUAGUUUUUUAACAAGAUUUAUCCUGAUCCUCUUCGUAAAUAAUACAAAGUUUCACAUACAAAAAUCAUGUCUUUAAUGAGAAUAAGAAAACCAAAAACUCGCAAGGGUAAAAAGAUUCUUUUGGCAAGAGAGCCCCAAAUAAUUGAGGCUACUCGCAACAUGCUCUUUGUUGAUGGACGAAAAUGUACUGGCGAUGUUAAAUUAGCAAUGAAGGAUUUACAUCAACUUAAGAAGCCCUUGGUUAAGGUUCUGAAUCGAAACAAUGACAUUACUCCUUUUGAAGAUCCUUCUUCCUUGGAAUUUUUAACAAUGAAAAACGAUUGUGCACUUUUUGUGUUCGGAUCAACAUCAAAGAAACGUCCAAACAACUUGAUACUAGGUCGUAUCUUCGAAAACGAAGUCCUUGAUAUGAUCGAAUUGGGUAUCAAACAGUACAUGUCUAUGUCUGAGUUCAAAAACGAUAAAAUUGGAACGUGCGUUAAACCAUGCUUGGUAUUUAAUGGUCCAAAAUGGAAUCAAACAGACGAGUUACGGCGACUAAGGAGUCUGCUGACUGAUACUUUCCAAAAAGAUAAAGUAGAAGCAAUUCGCUUGCAAGGCAUUGAGCAUGUUAUGAGUUUCACAUGCACAGAAGAUCUUACAAUACUUUUGAGGUCCUAUAAGAUCUUGCUAAAGAAAUCUGGACAAAAAACACCACGCAUUGAACUGACUGAAAUUGGACCAUCGGCUGAUUUUUCUAUUCGUCGUACCAGAAUUGCCUCCGAGGACUUAUACAAACAGGCCAGGAAACAGCCAAAACAACUUAAGGUUACAAAGAAGAAGAAUAUCGCAACAGAUGGUUUGGGUAAUACCCGAGGACGAGUGCAUCUUGGUCGUCAAAACGUAACCAAGAUUCAAACACGAAGAGUGAAGGGUCUCAAGAAGACUGCCGAAGAGAGAAAAGCUGACCGGCUGAAGAAAAAGGUUGCUGCAAAAGCUAAAGCCACACAAUCCGCGGAAGAAUAAUAGAAAUAGUUAAGAUAAGGUAACAGGAGAUGAGAUGAUUAAUGUAGAAUAAAAUUUUUAUACAGUUGAGUAUAAAUUUA
Messenger RNA from Eupeodes corollae, 1131 nucleotides. It is a transcript of the gene Non3, whose product is annotated as ribosome production factor 2 homolog. Gene Ontology annotation, molecular function: rRNA binding. Lineage: Eukaryota; Metazoa; Arthropoda; Insecta; Diptera; Syrphidae. Bases 113 to 1051 code for a protein of 312 amino acids. The transcript is spliced from 3 exons. The record is from RefSeq and is a predicted model, not a curated record. Gene Ontology annotation, cellular component: nucleolus. Gene Ontology annotation, biological process: maturation of LSU-rRNA from tricistronic rRNA transcript (SSU-rRNA, 5.8S rRNA, LSU-rRNA); ribosomal large subunit assembly.